Molecule: messenger RNA, 624 nt
Organism: Cladophialophora yegresii CBS 114405
Lineage: Eukaryota; Fungi; Ascomycota; Eurotiomycetes; Chaetothyriales; Herpotrichiellaceae
Exons: 1
Coding region: 1-624 (207 amino acids)
Source: RefSeq, a predicted model, not a curated record
AUGACCCUCUGUCUUGUCGGCGCGGCGCCAACCCAAGCCAACCAGCCCAGGUCAAGCGGAGGGAUGCCCUUCCCAUCGCCUGACGGCAAGGAGCUCGCCAAGCUACGCGAGCGGGUUGUUGCCUUCCACACUACUGAAGUUGAAGGCGCCAAGACAGAGAACGGAGGGUACUUGGGCUGGGAGCUUACCAAAGAGCUCGACAAUGCUCCUUCCGAGGUGUUGAGGCCGCCACUGGAAAUGGCAAAGGAAGAUGCGUCCGCGGAGGUCACCACGGACAUCCAGUACGCCAAGCGCGCCGAUAAAAUGGAUUGGCAAGACUGGCCAGAAGACCAGAAGCAGCUCGUCAUCCAGCUCAUCAUUGACGAAUUUCAUCUGCACAUGUGGAUUGCUAAAAUCGAGUAUGAGACCUCAGUGGAGGAAUGGACCGCCGUGACGGAGCUUGGGGAGCUGCAGGAGUGGUUGGUCAAGGAGACCUGGCAAUCAGUCUACCAGUGGGUGAGGGACAAGCAGUACAUCUUGAACAUUGUCACUGCGGGGGAGUGUAAAAUGGAUAAACAGGGCCUUAUCGACCUGCCCAAGGAAUGGAGGUGUGAGCAGUUCUGCGAGGAGUGGGGGCGUUGUUGA